This is a messenger RNA of Cladophialophora immunda, 1637 nucleotides long. RefSeq lists its product as uncharacterized. The transcript is spliced from 3 exons. NCBI's taxonomy places the organism in Eukaryota, Fungi, Ascomycota, Eurotiomycetes, Chaetothyriales, Herpotrichiellaceae. The record is from RefSeq and is a predicted model, not a curated record. The coding region runs from base 139 to 1248 and encodes 369 amino acids.
GGCUGUCCACCCCCUGAAAGCUUCUGCCUAAAGCAAGGCAUCAACCUCGCACUUAUUGACUUCAGAUAUAUCAAAGACCGAGUCGUACCGCCCGCCGGGUCAAUCCCAAUCGUUGCGGAGCGUCCAUUCGUAACAGCAAUGUCAGCAAUGUCCCAAGUCGAGCAGCCGGGGUUUGUGAAACUUGAGCUUCGCACGGCUUACGGGCCGGUCUAUCGCAAUGUAUCGACGCAUCCGCCCCGAGACGCCCGACCAGACGAGAUCCCGCUGAUCGACCUCAGUCCGAUAUACGGCGAUCUCGAGGCCCGGAAGGCUCUCGCCCAGGACAUCCAGCAUGCGGCCGAGAAUACGGGAUUCUUCUACAUCCGCAAUCAUGCCAUCCCCGAAACCACCAUCCAAGCUGCUUUGGACGCCUCCCGGGCUUUCUUCGCACAGCCCGAGGACAAGAAAAUGUUGGUGUCCAAGUCCAAAGGGAAGUGGUACAAUGGCUAUUCAGCAAAGAACACUGCAAUGGCCAGUCCUUCGGAAGGAUUGGACUACCGCGAGUCUUUCGCGUGGAGAUACGAGCCGCAAUACGAUCCAGAUCCCAAGGACCCUGACGCUGUACCCGCGGAAGUCCAGCCAUAUAUCCGCGGGGAGAACUAUGUCUGGGAAGGCACGGAACACUUGGCUGGCUACAAAAGUGAUUGUAUCGCCUACUGGCAGGAAUGUCUCAAGCUUGCACGCAGGCUGGUCAGGAUAUUUGCUCUCUGCCUGGAUCUUCCGGAGGAUUACUUCGACGCCGUGACGACCUACCCUGGAAGCGACGGCGUGUUCAACUACUACCCUGCCAUGUCGGCAGAAGACGCGGCGAAGAGCCAGGACGUCGGGCUCGGAUCGCACACCGACCUCCAGUGCUUCACGUUGCUCUGGCAGGAUAUGAACGGCGGCUUGCAAGUGCUGAACAAAGAAGGGCAGUGGAUCAAGGCGACGCCGAUCGAAGGCACUUUCGUCGUCAAUAUAGGCGACUAUCUGAUGCGCUUGACCAACGACCGGAUGAAGUCGACCGUGCACAGAGUAUACAACCGUUCCACGGUCGACAGGUAUUCGAUGCCAUUUUUCUUCGGGUUCAAUUUCAACGAGAAGUGCGGCGUGCUGCCCAGCUGCGUGGACGAGAAGAAUCCCCCAAAGUACGAACCGAUCUCAUGUGGCGACUGGUGUCAAUUGAGGUUUCAGCAGACCGACAUGGACAAGAAGGUGGCUGUUUACUGAAAAAUGAGAGAAUGGUCACUGAGAGUUAUGAACACAAGAGACAAGAUCACCCGCGGGAAAUUCGAGGCCCGAUAUCAGAGACAUAACUCCGGUGUGCAAAAUCCACGGAGUAGAACGGGUUGGAGACCACUCGAGCCCUUCGAUGAAACUAUGUUAAAGGCAGUAGCGGGUGGCUGGACGCUGGCUUCGAUGAGAACUCCCAAGAGCUUGCCUGUUGAGACGAGUCACGGACGUGAUUCUGGGGGCUCUAGCAUAUGCUCGCCUACGCUAGCCUACGGAGAAGGAAAGGAAGCUGAAAUCUGACCUGGAGGUUACUUUGAUAAGAGUCAAGCGACUGUCUUAUACGAUAUGGUUUAAAUGAAGAUAGCCUCUGGAGCUGAGCAAGGAGC